GGCGACGAUCUGCGCCCGGUUCGUGGCAUCAUCACGCGAAACUUGGGUCAGUCAAUGGUGGAGAUAACCGAUUUGACAGAUGCAUCUGUCCACCGACGGCACAUAGACCAGAUACAUUUCAGAAACGAACGAACUGUCAGUGCAUCGGAACCCCAUGAUAAAAAGGAUAACCCUAACAAUUCUGAACUGCCUGAAUCUGACACUACGGUUCCCCAGUGUCACAGUGUGGAACACGAAGUUGCAGUAGAACCGGCGGAAUCGGAAGCCUCGACCAACGCAACACUAAGGAGAUCACAACAAAAAGCAAGUCAAAUUGAUGAGGCACUGUUGAGGGAGGAAAGUUGUGGUGAUCGUGUAACGAGUACGCACGCACCGCCGUACAGUUUCCAGCGAGUGGUUGCAAUAAUGGCACAAUCAGAAGAUAGUUUGUGGACAUCCAACUUCGGUUUGUGGAACAAUCCUAGCAGCGAUACGAAUGUAGGCGAUAUCUGGAAUGGUGGCGUUCCAUUAGCCACCGGUAAUACGAUUAACAGUUUUCAAAAGAUGAAUGGUUUAACUCCAUUCAUAGGAAAAGAUGUGGACAAACCGACCGAUGGUAUCAAACUACCUGAUGCAGUUGACAUACCCCCUGUUGCCGUAGCACCGGUUGAUUGUGGCCCUAGCGUGACCGCGCGAUCGGAUUCUACAUCAGAUAACAACUCCGUUAAGAAUAACGGUUCAUCCGAGGAUUCCGUCAAGACGUCUGCAUUUUCUACUGAACAACUUUGUGAUCACCUGAUCAAUUCAAACGAGGGUUGGGGGAAACGGCCUGUGGAUCAAUCAACACCCUGGGAUGCUUCUGAUGUAGCCCGCCCAGGGGCAGAUCAAUUAGGCCGCAGCGGAAUUACAACACCGACCCCCGGGUCUUGUUCUACUUCUACUUUGGUCGGCAACUUCCGAGUAGCACCACAGGUUCAACGCCACGAGUCAAACGUGUGGACGAGUGAGCCACCCACAGGUACCGGUAUUUGGGAGAUGCAUUACGAAAAUAAUGGUGCGCGGUCGACACUGUGGCCUGCUUCAACAAGCGCAAGUAGUGUUCCUGCAACGCCAAGCACCCAACCCAAUCCGCUUAUUCUCAUGAACAACAUGAGGACCGUACCACAGAACGGAACCCUCUUUCCACGAUCAGGAACUUAUCGCAAUUGGGAUGCCAGUGAGAAAGUGUGGAACAACGGAGGGACAACGCCAGCUAGUGUUCCUGGUCGUCCUGUGCUUGGUGGAACGCGAAACACUACCAUCGCCACACAUAAUACAAUCGAUGAAGGUAACUGGAACUCCGAGAGCAACUUUUGUAUGUUCUCCAAUUCAUCAAACUUUGAAGCCAGUGGAAAUUGCAAUUCGUGGGAUCCUGUACCUGGAAACAACACUGGUGUUCAAUGGAGUACUGCAAUAUCGACUGGCAGCUCUAACUUCUCUGUACCCCCGUUCGGUCCACCAAACUCAGAUGAUUUACGACGGCAGUUACCGAUAUCUACAUGCAAUCCUUCCAACAAUGAUCGCAUGCUGAUUCAUCCCUUCAGUAACACGUACCGUGCCGAUUUGGUAAAGUAUCUUAUGAGUCAGGGCUUCAAAAAAGAAGACGUACAGGCAGCACUUAUCGAUAGCAAUAUGGAACCUGAGCGGGCACUGCAUGAGCUUCGCGAGCGAUACAAUCCCUCUCGCUCAUUUGGUGUGAUGAACCAACCUUUGAAGAGCAACUUCCAUGGCGCUGCUGGAAAUCUGUCCCAGUUUUCCGGUAAUAGCACUUUCCCCGGAUCAGCUGGAUCGCUAGUUGGUGGCGGUGUCCAGAUUCCCAACUCCAAUAAUUUCAAUCGCAACAAGUUGAUCGGACCUAGUGUCACCAGUGCUAGCACCCAGUUGAUGUCAUUAUCUCCUCACCCGAACCCUCAACUGAUACGCCAACAAUUAACGCAACAGGUACGGUCCGCUUUAAAUCUGUCGGUUCCAACCCCACUGGCGGGCCCACUGGGGAAUGCAACAAGCGCCGGAGUAUCCGCAGGAAACUCUUUGUUGGGCCAACCCCCGCCUCCGUUACUAAAUGCUUCCAAUUUACUCUCAGCUCAUGCCCCUGGCAUGAAUCAACCGAUUGCGGCUAAUCCGACCAAUUCGUUUGCUCCUAGUCAGAACCGAACCGGUAGCAAUCACGCUACCUUUCCAAAUAACACUCCUCCAAAUUUACAUAAUGGAGGAGGACCGGCCACUCAGAGCAAACGUCAUGCGCGCCAGGCUGCGAUAUUCUCAGCCAUUCAAGAACUUCAGAAAAAGCGCCGAACUAUCGAACUUCAAGUGUGCAUGUACAAAAACAAUCCGACAAUGAGUUCUCAGCCUCAGUGCGCAGAAAUGGUCGCGGAGCUGCAAAGUCAGUUGCAGCAGAUCGAUGCACAGUUACGAGCCAAGAUGGCCCAACUUAACCUGGCCUCUGCUCAAGAUUCAUCAGUGAGUGCGAUUCGGGGACAAUCGGCAAACAACCCGGUGGAGGGUGUAUCAAUUGCUAACCAAACCCGAGUUCCCCAGGAUCAGCUAGUUCAACAGCUCAUGGAAAUGCAGCUCAAACCGGGACGACUUGGAAGUCCCGAAACCGCCGAUUCUGACUUCCCAACAAUUGGCACUUGGACACCACACACGAAAGCAAACACAGAACACCAAGAUAAAGUCAUGUUUCAGGAUUCCGUCGGUCCAAAACCAAUUACCGGAACACGCAAUGCCGCGGGCACGAGUGAAUCUCCCAACAACAAUACUAAUCAAAAUUGGACGGGUGGUUGGUCUUCAAACGGCAAUGCGCUCAAUACAAAUGUAAACAAUGUGCGUUCGGGUUUGGGUAACCUUUCAAACUGGCAACUUGGGCCGCGUGCAUUUUCCUCAAAUCUAGACGGUUCUGUGACCGGCAAUAAAACAGAGCCACAACAACAACCACAACCGCCGUCACAAAAUCAACAACCAGGAUCUCAAAACUCCGGUCAGUGGCUUUUAAUUCACUCGGCUCCGGGACACCACCAGGGUAAUAUGGACCUAAACCAAUUGCACAUGCUUCUAUCACAGUUUGGACUCACUAACUUCCACUUGCUCAACUCGUUCACUGGCUUGGUCCUGGUGCGAAUUCAAUCCACUGAGCUUUCUUUGCGCCUGAUGUACAAUCUAGCCGAUCGCUUCACCGUCGAGGCGAUUUCCGAACCGGAGGCAUUAACUCAUCUUCAACAGUUGAACGUUCGUCUUCGCCCCGAAAACCGCACAUCUGGUCAGUUCAGUCCAUUGGGUGAAAUGGGUAGUCUGCCCACCGGAACUGCUCCUAGUGGUUCCAAAUGGGUACCGUCAGACCCACCAUCCGCUUCCGGAUUCAACACAGUCCCAAUCAAUUCCAGGAAACCAAGCACUCACAAUACCCGCCUCGGUGUUAUGGUAUCCGGAAUUCAUUAG
Messenger RNA from Echinostoma caproni, 3456 nucleotides. The record is from the annotation of a GenBank genome assembly. Lineage: Eukaryota; Metazoa; Platyhelminthes; Trematoda; Plagiorchiida; Echinostomatidae.